AUGGCAGCGACUUCUGCUGCUGAACUGGAGCCGGUGGUCAGAGUGAGCGCUCGGCUUCGCGCGUUACUUGAACACGCGAGAAGUGUCAAAGCGGAGACCACGGUGGAGCCUCCUCUGCCUACCACCGAAUUGACAACGGGCGUCGAAGCAUUGCACGAUGACUUCGAUGAAACGCACGAGCAGACCACGCGAUUUCUGGCUGUAGAGACCGCAUCCCGCCAGCUGUUCUAUUCUCUUAUCACAUCCUUCCAAAUACAACAACCCGGCUUCGUGGAAGUCUGGAAUCUGCUGGACAUCAUCUUAGUCUGUGGCGACCAUGGGAAAUGUACGCCUGAGCUGGUGGUAUGGCUAGUGGAAGAACUACUCGAUAGUCAGACCACCCACGGCUGCCGCACUGUUUUCGACUUCCUGGACUCACGUAGGGAUCGGCUUGCGCAAAAGGACUUUCACAAGAAGAAUCUGGUGUUCCUCCGAUCUUGCAACGAGCUUCUCAGGCGACUGAGCAGAGCUGAAGAUGCAAUAUUCUGUGGACGGGUGUUCUUUUUCCUCUUUCAAACAUUUCCACUGGGCGACAAGAGCUCGGUCAAUCUUCGAGGAGAAUUCCACACCGAGAACACGACCAGAUUCGACGUCACGGAGCAAUCCACAUAUGGAGAGCGCAUGGAUAUUGACCCAAAAGCCGGUGAAUCCGUCGGCAAAGAAGCUACACCACGAGGAACACCACAGCCUGCUGGGCCUGAGAAUCUGGGCGGUAAAGCUGUCCCCGUCAAAGCGCCAACGAAAAGAACCGCCGAAGAAGAGAUUUUAUCAUCAAAUGAACUGUAUCCAAUCUUCUGGAGACUGCAACAUGACUUUUCUGACCCAACGAGACUCUUCAACGACGGCAAUUUCGUGCUAUUCAAGAAAGGUCUUGCCAGCAGUAUCGCAAAGUUCCAGAAGACAGCCACAGUCGUCCAAACGAGGUCGGGAGAGGACGAUAGGCGUGGAACGAAGCGUAAGAUGGACGAGGAUGGCAUCAACCCUGACGCAAGUGAGCAUCUCGUGGACAACUACAAUCCCAAGUAUCUCACCAGUCGGGAUCUGUUCGAGCUGGAGCUUAGCGACCUUGCCUUUCAACGGCAUAUUCUCGUGCAGGCACUCAUACUCAUCGACUUUCUACUGUCUUUGACAGAGCAGGCGAAGAAGCGACUGGUCGAGCUGCCAACUCCCAACAAGUCAAUGCUCCAUACUUUUACCCUCAGCGAGGAAGACACCAAAUGGUCAAAGUCGACUCGGACUGUCAUCGCAGACUACCUUCGCUCUACUGCCGACGGGGCGCAGUAUCAUCGUAUGGUGGAGACCGUGCUAGCGCGUGACAAGAACUGGGUGCGCUGGAAAAUCGAAAGCUGCCCAUCCAUUGUUCGAGGUCCGGUGACUACUGAACAAGAGCUUGCAGCGAGGAAAGGCGCGAGGAGUGCGGUAAGGCCGCGAGUUGUCCCUGACAAGCCUAAUGGCGCGAUGGACCUGAGCUUUCUUGACGAGGGCACCGGUGGUGGGCUUGAAGUCCUCAAGGAUCCUUCACGUUACACUGCGCCAACGAUCGAGCAGUUGGUGGAAGCAGUCAAGACUGACAAGCUCGACUUGGAUUUUGCUGCCGAUGACGAGGAGAAGACCAGCUUCGAGAACGCGAUGCAGAACGCGAAGUGGCGGGCGCUGAGACAAGCACGAUCUUCGAACCUGAGUUUGCUGGAGAAGGACGAGCCUGGCAAAGCUUUGGAAGAUGUGAUGCGCAUACCUGAUCAUGUCGGCGACGAAGCUGGUGAGCAGGAUGGGGAGGAUGCGGUUACCGCCAUCGCCACGUCCAGUACGGCCGAGACUACGGAGAGCUAUGCAAAGGAGUCGUCGAUGGAGGCUGAAGUUCCACCACAAGUGGCAGGAGACUUACAAUGA
This is a messenger RNA of Fulvia fulva, 1929 nucleotides long. Its product is annotated as THO complex subunit 1. The transcript has a single exon. Lineage: Eukaryota; Fungi; Ascomycota; Dothideomycetes; Mycosphaerellales; Mycosphaerellaceae. The record is from RefSeq and is a predicted model, not a curated record. Gene Ontology annotation, biological process: regulation of DNA-templated transcription elongation; mRNA export from nucleus. Gene Ontology annotation, cellular component: THO complex part of transcription export complex. The coding region runs from base 1 to 1929 and encodes 642 amino acids.